GCCGUUGCGCGAUCAAUGGCCGAGUGUCCGUGCUCGCCUUCACACGUGCGAACAGUAGUCAGUAGUGCCGUCAACAAUAAGUGACAGUGGCAUGCAGUGUUAGUGCAGUGCCCAAAGGCUGUAUGCACUCGAGUGUGACUGUGAACAGGUGCACCGCUUUCGAGCUGGAUCAUCCCGGGGGUUUUGCAUCUUCGCCCUGGGCGGCUGUCUUGGGGCACCACUCGGCUGCUGCCGCUGCCGCCGCAGCAGCCGCUGGCACCAUGAUGCAGACUGGAGACCACCACGGCUAUGGGGCCUCGCACCAUACACCCCCAGGCCCCAUGGACCUGCACAUGCCGCAGGCAUUUCCCUACUAUCGGUAUAGAGAAGAAGCCUUGUGUUGGCCCGAGCGGAAACCAUCGGCCGACGACGUGGGCAACCCCUCUUCGGUGAACGCACGAUCAUGGAAAGGUGACUUCUUUGCGGGAACUGGCAAUAUCCUAGAGCUCAGGAAAGAAAAGAGCAGAGAUGCUGCACGUACAAGAAGAGGAAAAGAAAACUAUGAAUUCUACGAACUAGCCAAAAUGCUUCCACUUCCACAAGCUAUAACCUCACAAUUAGACAAAGCCAGUAUUAUACGUUUAACGAUAUCAUAUUUAAAACUUAGGGAUUUCUCUGGACAUGGAGAUCCGCCAUGGAACAGAGACAGCCCACCUCCAAAUAAAACGCUAAAAACUUCCAGAAGUCGAUCCGCCAGUAGCAUGGAGAUGAACUCCUUCGAACAGUACCAGGGGACUCACAUCUUACAGGCUUUGGACGGUUUCGCACUAGCCCUAGCAGCUGACGGGCGUUUCCUGUACAUUUCGGAGACGGUGUCGAUAUAUCUAGGACUUUCGCAGGUGGAAAUGACGGGAAGUAGUGUCUUCGACUAUAUCCAUCAUCAAGAUCACAAUGAACUGGCCGAGCAGCUUGGAUUAGGGCUAACUCAAGGCCAAAACUUACCAUCACCAGGCAGUGGUUCAGAGGAGAGUUCAUCCACAGCAGGGACGAACAAUCCCGACGUGUCUACAAUCAUGAGCCUGGGGAGCAACGCACAGUACAAAGGAUACGAUAGAGCAUUUUGUAUUAGAAUGAAAUCUACUUUAACCAAAAGAGGCUGUCACUUCAAAUCAUCUGGUUACAGGGUUGUUUUGAUGCUAUGUAGACUGAGGCCACAGUACACCUUCUCACAUUCAAGAAAAUCUCAACCGCCACUUCUUGGAAUGGUAGCAGUAGCUAUAGCGCUACCACCACCAAGCGUUCACGAAAUUCGACUUGAGACAGACAUGUUCGUAACCAGAAUCAACUUCGAUUUCCGAAUAGCCCAUUGCGAACCAAAGGUUUCUGAACUUUUGGACUACACGCCUGAAGAACUGACUGGAAAAAACCUUUAUUCCUUGUGCCAUGGAGAAGAUGCCAAUAAACUGAGAAAAUGUCACAUAGACUUAAUAAAUAAGGGGCAAGUGCUCACGCACUAUUAUCGAUUGAUGAACAAGAAUGGAGGAUAUACUUGGGUACAAACUUGCGCCACUGUUGUAUGCAACUCGAAGAACGCGGAAGAGCAGAACAUCAUCUGCGUCAACUAUGUCAUCAGUGGCCGCGAGUACGAGAACAUGGUGAUGGACUGCUGCCAGAUGGAGGAGAACAACCACCACGUGAAACGGGAGGAGGCGAACAGCAACGACCCGGAAAAUGGGUCACCCGAUGCCGAUCGUGGAGAUGGCCGGAACAGCGGAGGACCACCCAAUCCACCUCAGGACCCGAAGCAGCCGCCCAAUCUGGAAGACAGCGCCGGCCCAGCUCCGGGAUCUGCAGGUAACGCGGACGACAAUGGGGAGCUUCGAACCAGACGGUUGGAACACAUCCAGGUGACGCAGCUGCAGAGCAAUGCCGCAGACCAGAGGAAGCAGAUCGGACCGCAAAGAGGCACCAAACGGAAGAACGGAUCCUCGGACGAGGAUGAGAUUGAAGAGCACCACUCGCCAUCCUUGAGGAACAACGUGAUCAGCCCCGCUUCAUCGUCGUGCCACUCGACGGGUGGCAACCACCCCAUCAGUGAUUCAACAGAUACCAGUCCUAAGAAUCUGGAAGAACGUGCCAAUAGUGGAACGUCCGUUAAAGAUUUAGAGCACGCCAUGUCGAAGCAUCUGCCUGUCUGCAAGUCACCCUCCCACCAACCGACGGAUUUCAGUACAGACGCUCUGUUGAAGCAGCAGCAGAAAACAACAAUACAGUGGAUUGGGACCCACCACCAACAGCUUCAACAGCAGAGUCCUCUUCCAGCUUCCGCACUUCUACGGCAGCUGUACGCGAACAGGGAGAGUGUAAUACGCGCGAAUGUUCAUGGCAUCACUAGUUCAACUGGACGUUCAAAUAGUUCUUCGACAAAUUACUAUUCGUCCGAUGGACAGGUGGGCGUUGGACCUCUUCCAACUCCUCCCAGUGAAGGUUCAUCAUCUUACAGCGAACACCAAUUCUUAUUAUCUCAACACCAGAACUAUCCAGGUGGAUAUUCAAUGGAUUAUCAUUCAGCAAUGACCCCUCCGUCCAGUGUGUCUCCUAGAGACAAACAUCAACAAUUGCACAGUUCUGUGCCUUUUGACACAGCAAUGCCAUAUCAAGAUGUCUUAAGGCAUCAAUACCCAGAUAGUCCUCUUCCACUGAAGCCGCAGGUGUAUUCUUACGUUGAUCAACCACAGUUCUACCACCAUGGCGCGACAGCGCCUGGUUUCCACCUCUAUCACCCUAGUAAAAGUACACCUGCAGCUCCAGCGAAUUGGUAUUCCCCCUCAUAGUGUAUAUAAUACGAUUGAGCAGAGUGAAUUCUGACCACGUUCCUUAUAAACUCUUUGUGAACGAUUUCUAAUUGUUGAUAUUCCGGUAUUACUUUGCUGCUAGUGUAAUGUUGGUAUUCUGUUAUUGUAUUUUUUAAUGCAAAAUGUAGUCGGCAAAUAACGAAAAUGCUCGUUCAACUACUCCUAAACCAAAGAUGAUGCAAUUCUGAGAUAUAAGACUGCGUUUUGUUAGAUACAUUAUUAUAACAAUAAAUGCUGUUGCAUAUCAAUUUUAAAAAAGUAAUGCUUUCAUAUUUCUCAGGAUUGUUCGAUAUUCACAUCAUUAUCAAUUGUAAAAUAAGGUGGAAACACAUUGUGUAUUAUAAAGGAGGCAUUUCUUCCAUAAAUUUUUAAUUGUUUGUGUCGAGUACACUUUAACACUAUGGAAAAUAAAGCAUCUAUACAAGAAACUUUGGAAUAUUUAAUAAUUUCUUUUGCAUUUUUAACAGCGUGCUAAAGUGAACUUCCACCAAAAAUUUUAUCAUUUAAUUUUUUAUCCAUACUGAAAAGCUAUUAGAGCAACAUACCGGCUAGAAUAUAAAAUGUAAAUAAUUGAAUGUAUGUAUGUUAUUCCUUUCGUUGGGCAUAGGUGACACUGAAAAAUGUUUUUAUUUGAAAUUAACACAGAAAUAGAGCUGAUGGAGCAGAAGUCCAAGUAACUACUGAAAUCUUAUGUUUUGAAAAUAUCAGCUAAGCUUAUGAAUAACCUGAAGACUUAUUCCAAAUGCUUUCAAUUUUCUGUUCAUUCCAAAGAAUUUUUCAGGAUUCAGUUCAGGACCCAUCGGAUCCAUGCUCGACUGUACGAUCGUAAAAAGGUGCUGACAAUGUAGAAAUGUGAUAUUUUCUUUAAUUUGUUACUUUACUUGUUCCAGAUAUUAGAAUUAGUUGUGUUAUGUUGUCACAUAGUGUGCAGUACAAAUUUAACAAAUGAACUACAGCUUCAUGGAUAUGUAGCAUACAUAUUUAUGUGCAAUAUAUACUUAAUUUGAAUUUCAUUUAAAAUCAUGUAUCAUCUAUCUAUUAUAUUGGCAUUUUUAUGUUAUUUCUGUAUAAUUUCCAUUUUGAUCAGAUUAAGGAAUAAUAAUGUCACACAUUUUUGAUGUAUGUACAGCAAAUAUACUUAAUUAAUCUUUUACUUUUCAAUAUAUUCGAAAUUUCUACCUCAAUCUUUUCAAAAUGUAAAAAACUGACAGGUAAUUUAUUCUUCACUAUUUAUUAUGUUGCUUUCGACGUUUGUAAAAUCCGUUCUGAACAUCACCGACUUAUUGGUAUUGUUCUGAAAUAAAUUACUUGAAAAAUUAUGAAUACGA
This is a messenger RNA of Coccinella septempunctata (seven-spotted ladybird), 4162 nucleotides long. It is a transcript of the gene trh, whose product is annotated as protein trachealess. The record is from RefSeq and is a predicted model, not a curated record. The transcript has 13 exons. Lineage: Eukaryota; Metazoa; Arthropoda; Insecta; Coleoptera; Coccinellidae. Gene Ontology annotation, molecular function: DNA-binding transcription factor activity, RNA polymerase II-specific; RNA polymerase II transcription regulatory region sequence-specific DNA binding; protein dimerization activity. The coding region runs from base 123 to 2813 and encodes 896 amino acids. Gene Ontology annotation, biological process: regulation of transcription by RNA polymerase II.